Molecule: messenger RNA, 348 nt
Organism: Echinostoma caproni
Lineage: Eukaryota; Metazoa; Platyhelminthes; Trematoda; Plagiorchiida; Echinostomatidae
Source: the annotation of a GenBank genome assembly
CUGCCCCCUGUUCUCCUACAUUCAGCACUCGCGAGAAUUGAAAAACAGCUUCAACAGAAAGAGGAAAUCAUCGGUCAUGUGAAAGAAGAAAAUGCACGUUUAGAAGCUGCACUAAAACGUCUACACGAGGAAGUACGUUGUGGGGUUCGUGUUUCCACUGCUUUGUACGACUUACAAACUCUUGAUGUACUUCUAGACACCAAGCACUACUACUGUGCCAAUUUGGAUCGUUUUCGUUUGGCUCUCCUGGACCUUCGACGACGUGCAGUUUUCAUACCAGGUGCUUAUUUCAUCAAUCGAAUUAUCUGUGACGUUCUCCGCAUGUGUCCAGUCACAUUUGUUCCCUAA